CCUAUCGCCGCCAGCGAGCACUCCUCUUUCUUCCCCUCCCUCAUCAUCUCUAGGGUUCAUCAAUUGGCGGCGGCGGCGGCAAGAUGGUGCAGCGCCUGACCUACCGGAAGCGUCACAGCUAUGCGACCAAGUCCAACCAGACCCGGGUCGUCAAGACCCCAGGUGGGAAGCUUGUGUACCAGUACACCAAGAAGAGGGCGGGCGGACCCAAGUGCCCCGUGACUGGAAAGAAGAUCCAGGGGAUUCCUCACCUGAGGCCUACUGAGUACAAGAGAUCCAGGUUAUCUAGGAACAGAAGGACUGUGAACCGUCCUUAUGGUGGAGUGCUUUCUGGACCUGCUGUUAGGGAGAGGAUCAUUCGUGCUUUCUUGGUUGAAGAGCAGAAGAUUGUCAAGAAGGUCCUGAAAAUCCAGAAAACCAAAGACAAGACAGGAACAAAAUAGAGCUCCUCUAGCAUGGAUGCGCUGUUUUGUACACAACGAAAAGUAUUUUUGAUGGUGGUUAUGAAAGGGAACUAGUUGCCUCGUACUAAAUGUUUAGCUUGUGAGAGACAAACAUCUUGAGAUUAGUAUUUCGAAUUCCUUUGCCUUUUCGUUGUCGGGACAUCUGAUCCCCUAGUUCAUUUGUCAUGAAUUCUGAUGUCUUGGAACUAUAAAUUAGUCAAAUAUGCCAGACUUGUUUGUUGAAAUCUUUUCA
Molecule: messenger RNA, 696 nt
Organism: Brachypodium distachyon (stiff brome)
Lineage: Eukaryota; Viridiplantae; Streptophyta; Magnoliopsida; Poales; Poaceae
Product: 60S ribosomal protein L34
Exons: 4
Coding region: 84-443 (119 amino acids)
Biological process (GO): ribosome biogenesis; translation
Cellular component (GO): cytosolic large ribosomal subunit; ribosome
Molecular function (GO): structural constituent of ribosome
Source: RefSeq, a predicted model, not a curated record